Molecule: messenger RNA, 3221 nt
Organism: Bubalus bubalis (water buffalo)
Lineage: Eukaryota; Metazoa; Chordata; Mammalia; Artiodactyla; Bovidae
Gene: RNF185
Product: ring finger protein 185
Exons: 8
Coding region: 354-932 (192 amino acids)
Biological process (GO): ubiquitin-dependent protein catabolic process
Cellular component (GO): endoplasmic reticulum
Molecular function (GO): ubiquitin protein ligase activity; ubiquitin-like protein conjugating enzyme binding; metal ion binding
Source: RefSeq, a predicted model, not a curated record
AGGAUCUGGCCCGGAGCACAGCGCGGUGGACCAACCUCUUCCGGUUUGGGCCGGAAGUUCCUCGGAAAGCGGCGGCUUGGCGUCAGCUGACCAGAGUCCGCGUAGGAACGCUCUGAGGUCCGGCCGGACAGACUGACCCAGAGUUUUUCAGAGGUCCUCAGCUUCAGAUAAAAUUUGAAUUAAUGAGAUUUUGUAGAAUCUGAAUUGAAUAAGAAUUCACUGGCCACAUGAAAACAAAAGCUGAACUCUCACUUUGAAAAGUUUUUGGAUGACAAAGCAAGGACAAACACAAUCACCCCAUUUGCAGAUUUCCCUGGGGAGAGUCUUCACCCCGAGCUUGCUGACGGCCAAGGAUGGCAAGCAAGGGGCCCUCAGCCCCUGCGUCCCCUGACAGCUCCAGUGCAGGGGGGCCCAGUGGCAGCAGCAACGGCGCCGGUGAGAGCGGGGGCCAGGACAGCACGUUCGAGUGCAACAUCUGCCUGGACACAGCCAAGGACGCCGUCAUCAGCCUGUGCGGCCACCUCUUCUGUUGGCCGUGUUUACAUCAGUGGUUGGAGACGAGACCUAACAGACAGGUGUGUCCAGUUUGCAAAGCUGGCAUCAGCCGCGACAAGGUCAUCCCGCUGUAUGGCAGGGGCAGCACUGGGCAGCAGGACCCCAGAGAGAAGACCCCUCCCCGUCCUCAAGGACAGAGGCCAGAGCCAGAGAACAGGGGGGGAUUCCAAGGGUUUGGAUUCGGAGAUGGUGGCUUCCAGAUGUCUUUUGGAAUUGGGGCCUUUCCCUUUGGCAUAUUUGCCACAGCAUUUAACAUAAAUGAUGGGAGGCCUCCUCCAGCUGUCCCGGGAACGCCCCAGUAUGUGGACGAGCAGUUCCUCUCACGCCUCUUCCUGUUUGUGGCCCUGGUGAUCAUGUUCUGGCUAUUGAUUGCCUAAUGCUGGGCUCCCGGCCCACAUCCACGGCAGGGCCGCUGGACCGGUGACACGCCACCCUCACUCUUAAUGUUUGACUUCCUGGCUAAUCCCGACCCCUGGAAUCAGUGGGGUUAGUGACACAUCAAGGAGUCUUGCUUCUCUCUCAGAGUUCUGGGACUCAAGACCAGCCGUUGAGGACCCUGGAGUCUGGCCACUGCUGUAAACACCCUGCUGUAACCUCAGGCCUUGGCAUCGAGUCCGUCUCUCACUGGUUACACCAUGAAAUCCUGUUCCAGCCAGCUCAGCAGGUCCUGACUCCACACAGGGGAGAAGCAGGAGAAGAGGAAAUGUCCAGUUUCCCCGAAGUUAACAUUACAAAGACAAAGGGAUGAGCCCAGUAUGGGAACUUUCUUCCAUCUCUUUAAAUACCCCUUGGUGAGUGGCCUCUGAAGUCAGUGGGACUCCUCGAACAGAGAGGUUCCCCUGCCACAUCCCAGUCCUGUUCUGUCCUGUUUCCUCCUCUUCCUCCUCCGCAGACAUGCAUGAAAUUGCUGUUCUAUUAAGAUCUUAAUUGCAGCAGCUGGAGCUGGGGUUGAUUCAUGAACUCACCAGAAACCCAAAGAUAUAUUGCCUCUGGGCCUUGUUCAAUGUCUUCGGCUCCAAAGCGGCCUGAAUGACCUCCUUAUUUCCUGACAUAGAUUACCUGCAGAGACAUGUGGUUGCCCAUCACCUUACCCUCCAGAACGGUGCACAUCUGCCUCCUGCUCGGGGGCACCAACCCAGGUGAUUGCCGAGCCCAGGACCGACUGCAUCUUAGGAAAGAUCUGCUAUGGAACUCAGGUGGGGUUCCGAGCUCAGAUGCAGAAAGGACUGAACAAGCAGCCAUCCCAGAGGCCACAGGAGCUCUGGGUGCAUCCUCUCCCAGACCCCCCAGAGGAAACUAGGGGGGGCGUGUUGAGUCAUCCCAGCAGCAUGUUGAAGACCAUUCUCCUCAGAAGCCAGAUUGUCCUUAAUGAAGAGGCAGGGAGGGGGAGACUGGCAUGUGACUCUCAUUUUGGUAUGGCUCCAAGACCUUCUGUGUGUGUGCUAAAACCAGGGGAGCACAUGCCUCCAGAGCCCCUGGUGUUUUGUAGAGCCGGGCGCAGAGACCAGGAGCCUCAGCAUGAUAAGAGGAUGCAGUCUUCCGUGGAAACCUUCCCCUGGAAACGUCCAGGGAAGCCAUUCCUCCCCAGCCCUUGAUCUAAUUUUCACUCUCAAAAGCUUCUUCCUCUGAAUCUGAUUGAGGAAUUGUGGUGCCGGCAGCAAGCCAGCUUACCGGGUGGGAUGGUUCUCGCUCUGCUGGUCUGGCCUCUUCCUAUAAGGCUAGUCUCUUGCAGGAGAGACCCUCGGGGUGGGGGGGAGGUGGAUUUACUCUGGGGCUCUCUCCCUUCACCGGUCCACACUGCUCCUGGGUUUACCCCAGUUGAGAGGCCCACCUAGUGUGUGUUCCAGAUACGGCUCUGCACAGCCUGUUGAAACCGAGACCUGGAGGAAGAUGAGGGAGGCCCUCUGCCCUUUCCACUGCAGCCCCCUUCCCCAGCCCCGUACCUUUCAGUGCCAGAGCUCAGUGUUCAAACCGACAAAACACAAGUAUUGAAGAGGUGGUUCGUUUACUGAGCCCAUUUGGUAGGAAUAAGCCACCUGCUUUACAGUGUGCCUGAUGGAUUUUAAACAUUCUCUGGGCGCCCACAGAAGAGUGCUCUUUUUCUUACCUCUGGAAAUCCCCAAAGUGUGAGGGCCCCUGAAGUUUCUCAGUGCGAUGGCCCCACCUAGUGAUGGGCAAGAGGACUUCAGUUGGAUGGAUCCAACAGAAAUGGGUCUGCAGAAGAAAGGUUAAAGAAAGAAGGGUUGCAGGUAGGGAGACAAAUAAUUUGGACCCUUCAACGAAGUGGAGUGAGCCCAGGAGAGCUCCACCAGCAAAGGCAUCCCAGGAAACUGUUAGAAAAGCCAGGUUGGCUCUGUGCUAAUCUUGGCCCUGUCCCCACUUGCCCUCUGCCAGGAGUUGGGGCAGGAGAGCCGACUUGGGACUGCUGGCCCAGCCCCGACAGGGAGCCCCCUUCCACCACCACCCCCCCUGCAGACUCACCACGGCGCCUCUCUGCCGAGGCAGUUUUCCUUUCUUUUUGUGUGUGUUUUAUGUUCUUGGUCCCCAGCCCCUCCUGCCACCUAUCAGAAAACAACACCAUGUACAGUGGCACACCUUGACCAGUCACUAAUUUUCACUGUUGUGAAAGUGAUUUGAUUUAGAAUUAAACAAAUGGUUUUACAUAA